AUGAUUAAAAGAAUGAUACUUAAUAAUAUAAGAUUACGAUUAUUAACACCAAGACUUAUACAACCAAUUAUAUACAGACAAUUACCAACAUUUACAAAAUUUCAAAGAUUUUACUCAAUAAGCACUGAAGGUGAAUUAAUAGAUGGUAAAAUAGAUCAAAUUACAGAUUCUCAAUAUAAUCAAAUAUCAGAUGAAUAUUUAGAAUUAAUGAGCGAUGCUUUAGAGGAUUUAAAUGAAAAUUAUGAACAAAUUGAAUCUGAAUUAAAUCAUGGUGUUUUAACUAUAACUGCUCCUCCAAACGGUGUUUAUGUAAUUAACAAACAACCACCUAAUAAACAAAUAUGGUUAAGUUCUCCAGUUAGUGGACCUAAAAGAUUUGAUUUAAUACAAGGUGAAUGGAGAACUUUAAGAGAUGGAAGUUUAUUAACUAAAAUAGUACAAGAAGAAAUUUCGGAAGCUAUUGGAAAGAAAUUUGAAUUUGAUGAAAUUGACCUGUAA
Messenger RNA from Insectozyma verbasci, 498 nucleotides. The record is from the annotation of a GenBank genome assembly. NCBI's taxonomy places the organism in Eukaryota, Fungi, Ascomycota, Pichiomycetes, Serinales, Debaryomycetaceae.